This is a messenger RNA of Helianthus annuus (common sunflower), 2740 nucleotides long. RefSeq names its product probable methyltransferase PMT5. Bases 500 to 2356 code for a protein of 618 amino acids. The record is from RefSeq and is a predicted model, not a curated record. The transcript has 10 exons. Gene Ontology annotation, cellular component: cytoplasm. Lineage: Eukaryota; Viridiplantae; Streptophyta; Magnoliopsida; Asterales; Asteraceae. Gene Ontology annotation, molecular function: methyltransferase activity.
GAAAUGACCGGACCCAUUCUCGUUCUCUCCCAUCGUCAAUAAUAAUCAGAACUAACCUUGAGCUUUAUCCCCCAAAAAAGCUUAACCGAAUCCACGCAUAUACAUAUAUACGUAUACACGUACCGUUGUAUCUAUUCACCACUUUCAACCGCCUGUUAACCGCUCGAAAACCCUAAAAGUCACAUUUGCGGUUGUUCUUUCGAAUUCCUGUCUAUACUCCGGUUGACUUGAAGAUAUUUCUGCUGGCAUUUGGUUAUUGAACUGCACACUGUUAGUUUCUGGAAUUGAGGUAUCCGAUGUUCAUCGGUUGGUUGCUCGAUCGAUCUACUUCAGUAGUUAUGAUCAUCAGGUGAUGAAGAGACUUUGGAAUUUGAUGUAAUGAUUGUAGAUAACCUUCAUUUGCCUUUGAAAAUUGAGAGCUUUGUAAGUGAUAGUUCAGAGAGCUUUUUACGAUAUGAUAGUAUAAGGUGAAAAGGUUGUUGAUCGCGCACGUUUGGAUAUGAGAAGGCCAUUGGUCAAAAAAAUUUGUUUGGUUUUUGGCCCUAGGCAUAGACUGCAAAGGAUAUGGUUAAUCCUGUGUGUUGUUAGUGUUUUUGUACUUAUAGUUUUGUCUAGAUCGACUUCUAGUUCAAUUGAUUCUGUUACUACGUUGACUGUGAAACCAGACAUUUAUGCGAACUACCGGAGGCUAAAAGAGCAAGCACUAAACGAUUAUUUGGAUUUGAGUAGUUUAUCUUUAGGAGUUAGUAACUUGAAGGAUCUUAAGGUUUGUGGAAAGGAAAGAGAACACUAUGUUCCUUGCUAUAAUGUGUCUGCGAAUAUCUUAAUUGGGUUUACAAAUGGUGAGGAGUUUGAUCGGCAUUGUGAAGUUUCGAAAGGGGAACCGUACUGUUUGGUUCGUCCUCCAAAAGACUAUAAAACGCCCCUGAGUUGGCCGGUUGGUAGAGAUGUGAUAUGGAAUGAGAAUGUGAAGAUAACCAAAGAGCAAUUCUUGUCUUCCGGAAGCAUGACGAAAAGGUUAAUGCUAAUGGAAGAGAACCAAAUUUCUUUCCAAUCAGAUGACGGUUUGAUGUUUGACGGUGUCAAAGAUUACUCCCACCAAGUUGCAGAGAUGAUAGGACUAGCGAGUGAUGCAGAAUUUCAUCAAGCUGGUGUGCGCAUUGUUCUUGAUAUUGGGUGUGGGUUUGGUAGCUUUGGUGCUCAUUUGCUGUCAUUGAAACUAAUGACUGUUUGCAUGGCUGCAUAUGAGUUAACUGGUAGCCAAGUUCAAAUAUCUCUUGAAAGAGGUCUUCCAGCAAUAAUUGGCAAUUUUAAUUCUCGACAGCUUCCAUUUCCGUCAUUGUCAUAUGACAUGGUUCACUGUGCAGAGUGUGGGGUUCUAUGGGAUGACAAAGAUGGAUUGUUACUUAUCGAAGCUGAUAGGAUACUUAAGCCUGGUGGCUACUUUGUUCUACAUGGAAGUUCGUUAAGUACAAAGAAGGGAAGUAUGGCGAGCCCAAUUGAAGAAUUUGCCCGAAAAAUUUGUUGGGCUUUUAUAGCUCAGCAAGAAGAAACUUACAUAUGGCAAAAAACCACUGAUCCACAAUGCUACUAUUCUAGUGUGCAGGGUACAAUUCCUCCUUGUAUAGAAGAACGGGAAAGGGAGAAUAUUCAGUCGUACUAUCAGCCACUUGCAUCGUGUAUGAGCGGGACUACCAGCAAACGAUGGGUUCCUAUACAGAACAGGUCAUCCAGCUCCAUAAUUACGUCAGCUGAGCUCGAAAUUUAUGGGAUCCAACAGGAUGACCUCAAUGAAGACUUUGAAUCUUCAUUAUCUGCUUUAAGAAACUACUGGUCUUUGCUUACACCCUUGAUUUUUUCUGAUCAUCCUAAAAGGCCUGGUGAUGAAGAUCCGUUACCUCCGUAUAAUAUGAUAAGAAACGUGAUGGAUAUGAAUGCGCGUUAUGGUGGUUUAAAUGCUGCGUUUCUGGAAGAAGGAAAAUCAGUUUGGGUGAUGAAUGUUGUGCCAAUAAAGGCUCGUAACACACUCCCAGUGAUAUUUGAUCAAGGUUUUGCUGGUGUCUUGCAUGAUUGGUGUGAACCAUUUCCCACUUAUCCACUGACAUACGACAUGCUUCAUGCAAAUGGGCUCCUUUCAUACCUUAUCUCCGAACAAUGCAGCAUCACAAACUUACUUUUGGAGAUGGAUCGUAUCCUACGCCCUGAGGGAUGGGUUGUUCUUUCAGAUGAAGCGAGGUCCAUAGAGAAGGCGCGUUCAAUUGCUACACAAAUUCGUUGGGAAGCAAGGGUUAUUGAUCUUGAAAACGGCAGUAACCAGAGAAUACUUGUCUGCCAAAAGCCGUUUGUAAGAAAAUGAAUCCUGCAGCCAAACAAGGUCCAUUGUUCCUCCGAUCAUCCGACGUUAUAAACUCCGGCACGAGUCAGGUGAGAGGCUCUACACUCGAUUUUUGGCAUGUCAUAUUUGUAGAUAAAUUGAAGCUUGAGAUAGAAACCGAAGUACUAGCAAGAUGUGUAGAUUAGAAAAGCUUUGUUGCCACGUAGUACAAGUGUUUUUUUUUUUUUUUUGGUUAAUUUUUUCUAAACAUCUCUGAAGGGGUUGUUGCAAUUCAUUCAUCCCAAUUUGUUUUCUCUCUUUCCAUGUCGAUGAUCUCUCUGUUUCUUCAUCAAUUUUGUAACCCGAUUCACAUAUCGUAUGGAAAACAUGGUUAUACUUAAAUACAAAUUCCUCAAAUAUACCAAA